AUGGAUCGUGACCAACAAGAAGAAAAGUCCAUCAAGAUCGCCCAUCAAAUCGACGGCUGGAUGCAGUGCCUCCACACCGACUUCAGCGUCCACACGACCUUGGCAGGCCUCGCCAAGUUCGACAGCGAUUUCUCACCCCAAGCCUCGGCUCUACUCAAAAUUGUCAUCGAAUCGAUAUUCAACACCGCCCACAAGCACAAGGAGGCGAUCGACAUUGUCAACGACUGGGCCAAAAGAGUGGUGGACAACCUCACCAUGUACGCACACCUGCGCCAGCACAACGUCCCUGAUGCUGUUUGCCAACCUUGCCUCUGUGUCCUGGACGAGGUCAAAGUGCUCGGCGAGGCCGUCACCAAGCUCGAUGCUAGCCUCCGGCACGUCGCGUGUGCUGCUGGCAACAUGACCAUGCUUGUUGCUCAAGUGACCAACGAUUUCAAGUCGUCGAGUACGUACUACGAGCAAACCUACUCAAAAGCCGUCAAAGCAGGCCGCAUGAACACGGUCACCGACGGCCUCCACGGAGGCGCAUUCUUGGGAGCAAUUGCAGGACCCUUUGGCGUCGUGGUUGGCUUCAUCGUUGCCGCAGUCCAAACGUCGCGUCAAGAAGCGCAGCAGCUGCGCAAGCUGCGCACAUCCUUCGAUGCAAAGCUCGCAGAGAUCGCGGACCAAGUCAAGGACAUUUCGGCACGCGUUGCAUCGACCCAACGCAUCCUCACAGCUGCACGAUCGGCUCUCGAGCGCGAUCAAGUGCUCGUUUACGACUUGAAUUCCAAGCGUCAGGUCGCUCAAGUGCGCUCAUCGUUGCAAUCUUCAGGCUUAUCGACAGCUCACUACGAAGCGCUCAUCGCCAAGUGCAACAAGUUCAUCGAGCUUCACACUCGGUGA
Molecule: messenger RNA, 885 nt
Organism: Saprolegnia parasitica CBS 223.65
Lineage: Eukaryota; Oomycota; Saprolegniomycetes; Saprolegniales; Saprolegniaceae
Exons: 1
Coding region: 1-885 (294 amino acids)
Biological process (GO): hemolysis in another organism
Source: RefSeq, a predicted model, not a curated record